Molecule: messenger RNA, 1274 nt
Organism: Etheostoma cragini (Arkansas darter)
Lineage: Eukaryota; Metazoa; Chordata; Actinopteri; Perciformes; Percidae
Product: C-type lectin domain family 4 member G-like
Exons: 7
Coding region: 130-1197 (355 amino acids)
Source: RefSeq, a predicted model, not a curated record
UUGAGUGGAAGUCUCAUUUCACCCAACAGAGGAACCAACCAGUUCUCUAAGGAAGAUGCACGGUGGAGUAAUUUGAGUGGUACUUCUCUGUCUGCAAGUCAGGCAGAACCCAACAGAGCGACUGUAACCAUGGCAGAGGAGGAGGUUAGCUACGCUUCGGUUGUAUUCAAAAGUAACCAACAUCCUCCACCUGAAGCUAAAAACGAGGAAACUGUGUACGAUGAAGUGAAGGCACAAAGUGAGACAAAGCAACCAACUGCUGACACAAAUGUCUCUGCAGACUUCUUGCUAGACAAGAAAGCAAACAGACGUCUCCAGGAUCAGCGGCUGGCCUGUUGUUUGGGAAUCCUUUGUGUCAUUCUGCUGUCGGUCAUCAUAGCAGGCGUGGUCUACUUUGCUACAGUAAGUCAUCAGAGUGAUGAAAGUGGGCUGAUGGCUGCCAAUAAUAACCUGACAAACCUCAUCAACAAACUCAGCUUAGACAAUGAAAAGACGAUGAGGGACAACAACAAUCUGACAGUCCAGUUGGACAACCUGACACAAAACUAUAAUGUCUUAGAAAGCAAGAUCACAAACCUGACUGCAGACGUCCAGAACCUGACAACACAAAACCAAAAGCUGGAGACACGAAACCAGCAGCUGGAGACCCAAAACCAGCAGCUGGAGACCCAGAGGAACAACUUAACAGAGCAAAUACGAGACCUGGAGACAAACUGGAAUAAACUCAACGUCAGUCGAGCUCAGUGGAGCAUUGAUGCCUACUGCCCCAAAACAACUAACGUGAGACAGUGUACAGCUUGUCAGAAUGGCUGGUUACCCAAAGACUCUAACUGCUAUGCGUAUAAUAACGCUGCUCCUCGUGAUCAGAAAACCUGGGAAGAAGCUCGACAAGACUGCAGAGGAAAGGGUUCAGAUCUGGUUGUUGUACACAGUCAAGAGGAAAAGGAUGCACUCAAUGAAUACAGCGCAGGUAGUUCAGGAACUGAUGGAUACUGGUUUGGUCUGAGAGCUGAAGGAGGGAGAUGGAAGUGGAUUGAUGGAAGUAAUCUGAAUGAAAGCUACUGGACACCACAGCCUCCUCCUCCUGCUGCUACUGACGGUCAGUGUGUAAUGUCUGUCAAGAACUAUAAAUGGAUAUCAGUGAGCUGUGCUGAUAGAAAACAAUGGAUCUGCAUAAAGAAGGCUUUAUCUGUUUAAACACAGCAGGCAGACUCUGCAUGAUAAUAUCAACUGGCUCAUAAAUAUCAAACUAUGAAGACUUCUACUUCACAAUU